Messenger RNA from Tuber melanosporum (Perigord truffle), 2111 nucleotides. RefSeq lists its product as uncharacterized. The record is from RefSeq and is a predicted model, not a curated record. Gene Ontology annotation, molecular function: protein binding. Lineage: Eukaryota; Fungi; Ascomycota; Pezizomycetes; Pezizales; Tuberaceae. The coding region runs from base 1 to 1710 and encodes 569 amino acids. The transcript is spliced from 10 exons.
AUGUACUCAUCACAUCGCGGGAUGGUACCUGCCCCGAACAGCCGCUUGACGGAGCUUUUGGAGCAGGUCCGACAGGAGUUUGCGGAGCAGCAAUCUAGGUCCAGCGAGUAUGAGCACAAGAUUCAGCAGCAGAUUCAAGAAAUGGAUCUGGUCAGACAGACAGUUUUCCAAUUAGAAGCAGCCCAUGGUGCCAUGAAACAAAAGUAUGAGGACGAAAUCGCUCGGCUUAAUCGAGAGUUGGAUGCGCGUGGCGGUGCACAUGUUCCACCGCAUGGCUCCCAAAAUGCUGGCCCUUCUGCCCAACCUCCUCCACCUUCUCUCCCAGCUGGUGCCGGUCUGUUUGUGGCUCGUUUGUCAAUGGUAAGAAACACUUCGUUUCCUCACCACAUAACACCCUCCUCAACUACUCAUUUGAUUUCCCCUAAUUACCCCUCCCGCUCGAAAAUACCUAUCUCUUAUAACGGACUGGCUCCAGUGCUAACUUUUGCUCGGGCACCUCAACCUACGGCCUCUCCCGGGCCUGGUAAGGGCAGGCGUCCCGGCGGACCGGGCGGGCCAGCCACCCCACAACAAAAUCAACCACCAAACUAUAAUUCCGACCCACGGAGCUCCCCACAAGUUGCCCGUCCGCGAUCACCAGCCAGCUGUCUUGGCGAUCUUGAAUACGAUAGAGUACCUCCUAACCAGAAAAAGGAAGGGCCUGAUUGGUUUGCAAUUUUCAAUCCCAAGGUUUCUCGGCUUUUGGAUGUCGAUCUGGUCCACACUCUGGAGCACAAUAGUGUUGUGUGUUGUGUAAGGUUCAGUCAGGACGGGAAAUAUGUUGCCACUGGUUGUAACCGAAGUGCUCAAAUUUUCGAUGUUAAAAGCGGAACUAUGGUCUCCCGCUUGCAAGACGAGACGGUCGAUAGGGAUGGUGACCUCUAUAUCCGAAGUGUCUGCUUCAGUCCCGACGGGAGAUACCUUGCUACAGGAGCCGAGGAUAAACAAAUUAGAGUGUGGGAUAUCCAGAACCGUACGAUUAAACAGACUUUCCAUGGUCAUGAACAGGAUAUUUACUCCUUGGAUUUUGCUCGCAACGGAAGGCACAUUGCUUCCGGUAGUGGCGAUCGCACUGUUCGGGUGUGGGAUAUUGAAUCCGGUCAAAAUGUUCUUACUCUUAGUAUCGAAGAUGGGGUAACCACUGUCGCUAUCUCUCCUGAUGGUCGGUACGUUGCAGCAGGCUCUCUCGAUAAGAGUGUUAGAGUCUGGGAUGCUCAGACCGGCUACCUGGUUGAGAGGCUCGAAGGCGCCGAAGGUCACAAGGAUAGUGUGUACAGUGUAGCCUUCGCUCCUAAUGGAAGAGACCUGGUUUCUGGUUCUCUUGAUAAGACGAUCAAGAUGUGGGAGUUGUCGGCGGCGAGAGGGCUUAUGCCAGGUGGAGGUACUAGCCGCGGCAAAUGCGUCAAAACCUUUGAGGGACAUAAGGACUUUGUUCUUAGCGUCGCCUUGACACCUGAUGGAAACUGGGUUUUGAGUGGCUCGAAGGAUCGUGGUGUGCAGUUCUGGGAUCCUCGGACUGCGAGUGCGCAACUCAUGCUACAGGGUCACAAGAAUUCUGUUAUCUCUGUCGCUCCAAGCCCUUCGGGUGGUCUUUUUGCAACCGGUAGCGGUGAUAUGCGUGCGAGGAUCUGGAGCUACGAGCCAUAUCACUCACAAUCUAAUCCCCUAUAAGGCUGGGCGAAAGUAUUGGUAUCUGGACGGUUGGCGUGGCGGGAGAUUUGAUACGCUGCAUGCCCUGAAAAGUUCUGCUGUCGUUUUUAAGGGUGACAGUUCUCAAUGUAUUUUCAAACUAAGGUUUUUUCAUUUAGGGUUCUCAAAUGCUGUAGGUAUUUGUAUUUUUGGUUUGUUUUGUUUCUGUAUUUCCCUUUUCAUUUUCCUCCUUUUUUUUUUUUUUUUAUGCGGUGAUGUAUGGUGGUGGAUGCGGGGGGAGGUUGCGGGAAGGGUGCUGAUGAGGUUAUCAACUCCCGCAGCCCCUGGAAUCAUGGGAUGAACCGCACUCUGCGAAACCACUAAACAAAGAAGGCGUCUAUUCUGUGUUAAUGAGAGGACGAAGUUAUUGGUGUGAGAGAGAA